AUGCACUCGAAACAGAUUCUGCAGCAACUGCUUGUUGCCGCCGCAAUCGUCUCUGUGGCUCAGUCAACAUGGCAACAUCUGGAUAAGUUAGACGUUGCUGGCCUGGCUGCACGCCAACGUAGCGACCUGGUCGGAGGAAGCUCAGCAAGUGAAAGGACGGCUCAAAGCACCCCUACUACUCCUACUUCGGAAUCUACGCCUUCCCCGACGAGCGCUCCAUCCAGCUCGUCGACGUCUACAUCAUCCGCCUCUUCCUCUACUACGACAACUAGUUCUUCAAGCACCCCGUCGUCUACUCCAGCCAGUGCUACCCCGUCUGCCACUCCCGAGUCAACCUCGUCUUCAGCUGCUCCAAGCUCCAGCUUUACCCCAGCACAAACCACGAGCUCGAGCAGCAAACCGACCUCGAGCACUCCCACCCCUGUUGUUCAAACUUCUGUCGGAGUAUUCACCAAGACUGAUGCCGACGGUUCCAAAACAACUUUCUCCUCAACCAUGAAGACGACUUCUACGCCUGGCCUCACGUCUGGGGAUGGCGAGACUACCGGCAUGCCCACCAAGACUCGAAACACUGUCAUCGGCGUCGUUGUCGGUGUUGGUGGUGCCAUCGUUCUAGGUGCUCUCGGAUUGGUAGCCUGGCGCAUCUGGGGACGCAAGAAGCAUAGUGAGGAGGACGACGGCCUCAUGGCCUUUGACAUGUCUGCAACCAGAGGCGUGGAAAAGUCUGAGCGAGGCAGUAGUGCUGGAGGCGCUCAUACUCAACGCAACCCUUUCCAGUCUACUCUGGAAAACUACCAUCAGCCUGGCCAGGUCAAUGCAUCUGCCAACUUUUAA
Messenger RNA from Metarhizium album ARSEF 1941, 834 nucleotides. RefSeq lists its product as uncharacterized. The transcript has a single exon. NCBI's taxonomy places the organism in Eukaryota, Fungi, Ascomycota, Sordariomycetes, Hypocreales, Clavicipitaceae. Bases 1 to 834 code for a protein of 277 amino acids. The record is from RefSeq and is a predicted model, not a curated record.